UUUCCUCCCUCUCUUUCUUCGCCUCUUAUACCUUACAGCCGCCGCCUCUCAAUCUCUCGUCCCUUCUCAUCACUCCCCUUUAAACUCCAUUGAAGAUUGUUGCCCAAGCUUCCACAAAAAUCCCUCAAGGUAAGUGCCCCGUUUCGCUAAGUCUUUGGUGGACCUUGUUGACGGAGGUUAAGACUGUUUGGGUUAUUUCAAAAGCAACUCCACCAAUGAAGAGUAAAAAGGGAAGUAAGAAGCGUGCAGCAGCACUGGAUCCAGAUCUUCCAACUGUUAAAGACAUCGUUGAACUUGGUCAUGGAGAGGCUGCAGACGGAGUCCUUGUUGACGAUGAUUUGAAUGAACCAACCAUGGGAGAAAAACUUGAAAGUUUAAAUUUACUAGAUAAUGAUGGACCAAAGAGCCAAGAUAAAGAAGACUCUUCUCUCAAUGCAAAGCCUCCAAGUGCAGACUCUGUUCAUAUUUUACUUAAACAAGCACUACAUGCCGAAGACCGUGCCCUUCUAUUAGAUUGCUUAUACACCCAAGAUGAGAAGAUCAUUGCAAAGUCUAUCUCACUGUUGAAUCCAUCUGGUGUUUUGAAGCUCUUACAAUCUCUCAUUUCUAUUAUUCAGUCGAGAGGUGCAAUUUUGGCAUGUGCACUUCCAUGGUUGAGAAGUCUACUUCUUCAACAUGCAAGUGGUAUAGUGUCCCAAGAAUCUUCUUUAAGUGCCUUGAACUCCUUGUAUCAGCUCAUUGAGUCCGGAGUUUCCACUUUUCAGUCAUCUCUUCAACUAUCAAGUGUCUUAGACUUGCUUUAUACAGGGGUACUUGAUGAUGUGGAUGAGACUGGCACCACAAUUCCUGUUGUUUAUGAGGACAAUGAUGACAGUGAUGAAGAGGAAUCUGAGGAUGCCAUGGACACCGAUCAAGACGAUGAAGAUGAAGAGGAGUCAGAUGCGGCACUUGAUGGUGUUAGUGAUUUUGAAGGAAUUGAGGACAUAAGUGAUUAAUGCAAAAUUUGAGAUUCUUUCUGAUUGUAUUCAGAUGGGGCUGAUAAUGUUCCUAACUUAUUAGUAAUUGUACCAACCACAUGAGCUUUCAAUAUGAAAGAAAUUUUGUUGCA
Messenger RNA from Prunus avium (sweet cherry), 1108 nucleotides. RefSeq names its product WD repeat protein. The record is from RefSeq and is a predicted model, not a curated record. Gene Ontology annotation, cellular component: nucleolus. NCBI's taxonomy places the organism in Eukaryota, Viridiplantae, Streptophyta, Magnoliopsida, Rosales, Rosaceae. Gene Ontology annotation, biological process: maturation of SSU-rRNA from tricistronic rRNA transcript (SSU-rRNA, 5.8S rRNA, LSU-rRNA).